Acanthamoeba castellanii str. Neff is the source of this 1254-nucleotide messenger RNA. RefSeq names its product pol polyprotein. The record is from RefSeq and is a predicted model, not a curated record. NCBI's taxonomy places the organism in Eukaryota, Discosea, Longamoebia, Acanthamoebidae. Bases 1 to 1254 code for a protein of 417 amino acids. The transcript is spliced from 4 exons.
AUGGUGGGCUCUGUGUGGAGAUUGUCCCUUGACUUCAUCUCAGGCUACUGGCAGAUCCCAGUACACAAAGACAACAUAGAGAAGACCGCAUUCAUGACCCAGCACAGCACCUUCAAGUUCACAGUGAUGCCAUUCAGGUUGACCAACACGCCAGCAAGUUUCCAGAGGGAUAUGGACAUUGUCCUGUCAGGCCUCAACUGGGUCAGCACUCUGGUAUACAUCAAUGAUAUCAUUGUCUUCUCUGUCUCAUUCAAGGACCACCUCCAACACCUCCAGGAGGUGUUCGACCAGCUGCGCACCACCAACAUGUUCAUGAAGCCGUCCAAGUGCAACUUCUGUUGGACUGAGUUGCCAUUCCUCAGACACCUCAUGCAGAAGGAUGGCAUCGCCAUGGACCCCAAGAAGGUGCGCGUCAUGCACGAGAUGGCAUGGCCCGUCAACACCACCAAGCCAUUCCAUGGCGUGGUGUGGAUGCUGGAGUGUGAAGUGGCGUUCAUAUGGCUGAAGGAGGCGCUGACAAUGGCACCUGUUCUCACAUUCCCAGAUUUCAAGAGGCCCUUCUACCUGCACACCAACACAUUGAAGCUGGCCAUUGGGGCAGUCCUGUCUCAAUGGACAGAGGAGGGCAACAAACAGGUGGUGGCAUACACCAAUCAGCAAUUAUCCAAGUCUGAACACAACUACAAUGUGACUGAGUGGGAGUGCUUAAGCAUCAUGUUCUGGAUUGAGUACUUCCAUCACUAUCUGCACAGCAGCAAGUUCCACGUUGUCACAGACCACACUGCACUCAAGUGGUUGAUGGACGUGAAGGAGCAACGUGGGCAGUUGGCACAGUGGGCAAUGAAGCUACAACCCUACGACUUUGAAAUUGUCUACCAUGCAGGCAUCAAGCACAUCAACACACACACAAUGACAAGACCACCCAUCAUGAGCAACACAGACAUCAUGGCCAUGGUCAGCGAGACAAGGGCAAAGCAGGCAGCAGCAAUCAAGGGGGACAAGUUCAUGCAGUGGGUGGUGACAAAUCCAUUUGGCGAUGUGGCUUGUGCAGCCAUUCUUGCUGGCGCGUUGGUCAACCUGAAUGGCAUCACUGUGAACUUGAAGGAUCUGCCAGUAGCCCAAGACGAGGUCAAGGGACGAUCUCCACACGGAGCCCACCAGCAUGUCAAGGAUGUCAUCCACAUGUGGGAGUGGAACCAAGUCAACCCGUCCUUCUUGGUGACCAAGACCACCAGCGAUGCCCACAGGCUGUGA